This is a messenger RNA of Onychostoma macrolepis, 2715 nucleotides long. Its product is annotated as zinc finger protein 239-like. Gene Ontology annotation, biological process: regulation of transcription by RNA polymerase II. Lineage: Eukaryota; Metazoa; Chordata; Actinopteri; Cypriniformes; Cyprinidae. Gene Ontology annotation, molecular function: RNA polymerase II cis-regulatory region sequence-specific DNA binding; DNA-binding transcription factor activity. The record is from RefSeq and is a predicted model, not a curated record. The transcript has 3 exons. The coding region runs from base 1113 to 2261 and encodes 382 amino acids.
UAUUGGUUAUUAAAAUGUAAUAAAAUAAAUUAAUGUCAUUUCUAUGAUUGUAACUGUUUGGUAAUGUGUAUAUUAAGAGAAAAAUAUACUGUGUGUUAGAUGUGUUGCACGUGUGACAGUAAUUAUAGCAAUGAUUGCUGUAGUGCUUUGCUGAUGAAAACGUGUUAAUGUUCUUCCGCGAGAUGCUUGCUUUAUUUAAAUUCAUGGGCGAUUUUUUUCAUUUUCUUCCAUUGUUUGUUUUCUUUACAUUCGAAAGCACUCAGAAUAAAGUGAGCUGAUCUGCUGCUGAUCCUGAAUGGCUUGUUUAAUGAGUGUUAACAGUCUGAGGCUCAUCAAUAUUAUCAGCUGCUGAAAAUCCUCUAGGCUAUAUUUGUUAAUAGCUCCUGUUUUCUCCUCAUGUUAUGCAGAUUUCCUGUAAACUGUCAGUUAAAGUUCAUUUCAUUCUUCUCAUCAAACUUAAACUAUGCAGUUACUACUAUGAUAUCUUCAAGACACAAAUGUAACAUUUAUUUCAUCAUUAGUCUGUGUUAGACUUUGUUUAAUAUAAACCAACACAAAACUAAAAGCCAAUGAACAACAAAUCUAACUCAAAUGGAAGGAAUUAUGGAAACUGAUUUUUUUUUUUUUUGGUUACAUAACUUCUAUUUAUUCUUUUGACUUUUUUUUUCUUAACAUUCUAAUAUUUGUAAAUAUUAAAUGUGAAAAUCUUAAAGACAAAACAGAAAUGCAUGUGUAAAUUUGUAUAAAAUUCAGAUACUUUACUAUAAAUAACAGAUAAACAUAAAUGCUUAAUAUGUGAAUUAGUAGAAAAAACAAAUUCACAAACUUUGGCAGAUCUGCUCCUCCUCCAGUGAAGCUCCUCCCACAACAAUCACUCCUUCAGUGAAGCUCCUCCCACAACAAUCACACCUUCAGUGAAGCUCCUCCCACAACAAUCACUCCUUCAGUGAAGCUCCUCCCACAACAAUCACACCUUCAGUGAAGCUCCUCCCACUGCAGUUCAGCAAUAAAUGCUGGAAUAUUCCCAUCAGUCUACAAGUGAAGACGAGCAUCAGAGCAUCAGGAAGAAGUGAAAUCUGCAGAGACAGAGUUUAUUGAAGGACAGAGAGAACAUGAGAGAUCCAGAACCCUGCAGAAUGAAACACACUGAAGAACAAACAGGUCUAAUAGAGGAGAAAACACAUGUCAAAACUGAAGAUAAAAAUCACUCAGAGACUGAAAGUAUUUCUUUACUGAAAAGAAGAGACAAUAAAAGUUUCACCUGCACUCAGUGUGGAAAGAGUUUCACAUGCAAGACAAAUCUCAACGUUCACAUGAGGAUCCACACUGGAGAGAAACCAUUCACAUGUGAUCAGUGCGGGAAGAGUUUCAGACAAUCAUCAACCCUUAAGGUGCACAUGAUCAUCCACACUGAAGAGAAACCGCAUGAAUGUGAUCAAUGUGGAAAAACAUUUUCAUGGGUUUCAAGCUUGAGUAAUCACCUGAAAGUUCAUUCAAAGGAGAAACCACAUUCAUGUACUUUAUGUGGAAAGAGUUUUACACUACUGGAGAAUUUAAAAAGACAUCAGAAGAUACACACCGGUGUGAGAGAUUAUAUGUGCUUUGAGUGUGAGAAGACUUUUAUUUCAGCUCAACAUUUGAAACGGCACCAGAGGAUCCACACUGGAGAGAAACCUUACAAGUGUUCACACUGUGACAAGAGAUUCAGUCAUUCAGAAAACCUGAAAGCACAUGAGAGGAUUCACACUGGAGAGAAACCGUAUCACUGCACUGCAUGCGGGAAGAGUUUCGCUCAUUUAUCAAACCUUCAGAGACACAUGAGCAUCCACACUGGAGAGAAACCACAUGAAUGUGAUCAAUGUGGCAAAACAUUUUUGUGGGCUUCAAGCCUGAAGGAGCACCUGAAAGUUCAUUCAGAGGAGAAACCACAUUCAUGUUCUUUAUGUGGAGAGAGUUUUUCACGGCUGAAGAAUUUAAAAGUACAUCAGAAAAUACACACUGGUGAAAAAGCUCAUAUGUGCUUUGAGUGUGAGAAAACUUUUAUUAGAGCUGAUCAAUUGAAACGGCACCAGAGGAUCCACACUGGAGAGAAACCUUACAAGUGUUCACACUGCGACAAGAGAUUCAGUCAGACAAGAAAUCUGAAAAGACAUGAGAGUAGCCACACUCGAGAGAAACUGUAUCACUGCACUGCAUGCGGGAAGAGUUUCUGUCAUUCAUCAGCUUUAUGUAGUCAUACAAAAUACAAACACAGUAAGUAGAUCAUAGAUCCAGCACUUUUAAGUCUGAGGUUUCAACCUCGCUAAACGUGACACUCUAAUGCAGUGGUUCCCAAACCUGUCCUGGACGCCCUGCACCUUUUGUAUGUCUCCCUUUUCUAACACACCUGAUUCCACUCAUCAGCUCGUUAGUAGAGACUGCAAGAACUAAAUCGGGUGUUCUGAGAUUCAGAUCACCUCAAAGAUGGAAUUUCUCCCCAAGGAACGAUAUCUAAAGUUUUAUUCUUGUAUACAACUUUGCUUUAUAACAUAAAUUAAAUUAUUAUGCUAUAUUCCAAGAUUAAUUUUAUGUUCAUAAUGUUUUUCUAAUGCUUAUUUGUAGAAGGUUUUUUUUUUUUUUUUUUGUGCACAAAGGAAUCAAUAAGAGGAAUCAAUUUUAAUUUUAUAAAAAGUAGACUAUUCCUGACCUUAACCCUUAACAUUUUGUCCAUUUUAG